AUGGCGAUGGAAGAACUAAAUCCUGGAGAUGUGGUCGAGACAUCAUUCGGUGUUGGGGUAAUUGCCUCAUGUCCGGGGGAAGAAUCGGCUUUCUUCAAAGUCAUGCUCUGGCGUAUUCCCGGCAAGUCUAUGGGUUCGUCGAGUACCGCACACAUCCAGCGGGAUUCAAUCUUGGGGAGAUUGCCCGUGGCCCCAGGAAUGAUUACAAUCAAAGCUGGUGAUCCUUCGAAGAGAAAGUAUAUGGUGCAGGCUUAUUAUGCAUCGACCAAGCUUUACCAGAUCAGAGCUCUUGAGGACAACGAUGAGCUCGCGGCAAAUACUACAAACUCGACAGCAGUAGAUAUAGAUCCAAGCAAAAGCAACGAUACCGUUACUUCAGAGAGACUGUCUCGACUCUCUGUGAGUGGCCAUAUACUUUCGGAUCCACAUUCGUCUCUAAUUUCUGCCCAUGUGGAGUCAGUCUCUGCAAAUGAUUUGUCUCCAUCUCCUAGUGCUAAGUUUUAUCCGUUGUUAGUCGAAUUGAUACGCCGUGGAGAACAAACAGCUAGCGCAACUACCGAAUUUCUCAACAAGGAUGAAGUCACCAACGUACUGGGAAAGGCCUCAGAAUAUACUCAUAAGCAGUCGGCUGAAGCGAUGGCACAGGCAUCAUCUGUUAUCCCCGACGAUGUAAUUGGAAGUGCUGUCGAUAACUUGGCAACGCAAGUCAAGGGGGCUGUCAAUGAAGACGAAGUCCAGCAAGUGAUGGCUAUGAUUAAAGACGAGGAUCUAACAUUCCUUCUUGAAAAAGGGAAAGCACGAUUGGAACAGUUGCUCAACAAAGACAUCCCAAAAGCGACAGAAGCGGCUCUAGAAAAUGCAGGCAUUCGCGUGGUCAUGGAUGAAGAAUUCAGAGAGUCUCCUUAUUCAGAAGCAAUUACAAAAUCGAGAGAAAUGGCACUUGAGGCUUUAGAUGAUCUUCUCAAGAAAGCUGAGGUGGAUCCAAGCGACUUGGACAGCAUUAAGGAAAGCCUGGGAGAAAACUUCAGUACAAUGUUCGACUCACUCUCAGCUGCUGCGAAAUCAGAUCGAAAUCUAGCGAAGAUUUUGGACACUUUGAAUGAGCAAACUGCUGAGUGGCAGGAGGCGACGGGACGGCUCAUGUCAACUCGCUCAGCCAGUCUUUUCUUCGAAGGUGCAAACCGUAUCCAAGCUAGGGCAGCCAGUCUUUUCUCAAAAGAUCAGCUACAGUGGGCUGGGGAAAUUGGAUCAAAGUUCACUAAAGCUUUCACGGAAGGAGAUGCUGCAGUGGCGAGACUGAAAUCAAUUGAGUUAGGAGAGUCGGUGCGAGACCGUCUUGUGCGAGCGAUUGAAAUUAGAAGCGAAUCACUUGGAGGACUGGAUGGUAUCAUUGCUGGAGCUUUAACAACAGCGAGAUCGAAGGGUGGGGAAUCAGGUGAUCAAUUAAAAGAUAUGCUUACGCUCCUCCAAGGCCAAGCUGACUCCGCCAGCAAGGAUGCGAACGAAUCCCUUAUUUCCGUCCUUUCACAUCGAAAUGAGUACCGCGACGUAGCACUUCUUAAGUUGGAGCAAGUUCUCUGUGAGUUAGAAUCACAUUUAGGUCAGCAUAUGGCACCUGAAGAAAUUGCUGCCCUUGCCAGAGGAGAAGGAGGAACAUCGAAACUGUUCGAACCCAUUGCAAAGCGAGCAGCCGAUGAGAUCGAAAAGCAGCUUGGCGCCGCAGAGGAAUCUGUGACCGAUGAGACAAUGCUGGGAGUCUUGAAACAUGUUCGAAAGAUCAUUUCUGGAGAGAUGACAGUGAAUGCAGUUAUGGAUGAGGUCGUCGGUAUUCUCAACGAUGAUAAUGUGGUCGCUGCUGGUGAAAACCUUGUCAAGCAGGGUGAGCAAGUACUAGAUGUGAUAGAAGGUGUCUCCGGUAAUAAAAUGGUCGAAGAUGCUCUGCAGAUUGCUGAAAAGGCGGGAAUUACAAAGGAUAGUGUCAUGGAAGGCAUUGAAAAGAUCGAUGUCAAUGAACUCUUGGACAAUGCAGGAAAUGCGAUCAAUGAUGACGCAGCAAGACAGAAACUUCUAUCUGAUGCGACAGAUACAGCCCUUGAUUUCAUUCUUCGAGUCCUCCCUUCGAUGCCUAUACCUCCAGUGGAUGGGGUCAAGGAUGGCUUAGUAUAUCAUAUAUCGAACCUUUCAAUGGAGGGUUUUAAAGUCACAAAAGAAAACAUCUUAGUCGAGGUUGCUGGUAUGCGUGCGACCAAGAAAGCUGAUGGUGCCAAGGAGUCGGGUGCCGAAUCGUCGGAGGGUGGUGAUACCACAACAGGGCGAAAUAUUCGAAAUACUAGCUCAUCGAUGGAUCUGGACACACAUUUAGAUGAAAAUGCUGUUGUCAAUGCCACAGAAUUGUUGAUCAUUGAUGUCAAGCAGGUUUCCGCGAUAUUUAACCAUGCCAUGUGGGGAUUCGAGCAAACGUACAUGCCUUAUUUGAAAGGAAAUGGGAAGUUUGACGUGAAGAUGUCGGGCGGCGCCAUUCGCCUUUCCUUUGAGCUAAGAAAACGCCUAAAAGUAGGGAUCGAAGAGGGUCAGAACGAAUACAAACCAGAAGACUGGGAGCCUGUUUUGUGUCUGCAUGAUAGACUCUGCACCAUUGGCUCUGUUGAGUUUUCCAUGCAAGGUGGGUCUAAACUUGCGUGGGUUAUUAACAAGGUCGCGUCGGUUUUUAAAGGACUUUUGAGAGAUUACGUUGUAAAAGCAAUCCUUCAAAUAAUCUCAAACAGGAGUGGCUGGAUCCUUUCGAAGCUCAACGAAGGACUAAGUCCGUUCUGGGACGUACUUCUGAGAACUGCAAAAUUAGAGUUAAGCGAAUUGGAGAUUGCAACACGUGACGACAUUAUUGAGGCAAUUCCUGAGAAAGAAACUAAUCUGCUCGAACUAGUAUGGCGAGAGCGGCUCCCAUUGGGAAUGAACCUUCUUCUGAAUGACGAAAGCGGAAAAUUAAAGAUUGUUGAUUUUCCGCGUGGAAGUCAAGCCAGAAGCGUUUGCGAAAAACGGAACCUUGAUCCUAACUUGUUCAAAGGGUCCACCAUUGUGGCUGUCAAUGGAAUUCGAUAUCAGAAUGACGAUGACUUGUUCGAAGCGUUGAAGGAUCCAAGCCGGCCGAAGACUAUUCAAUUCGAGUUGGCCGAAAGUGAAGACGCAGAGAGAAUCAAAAACUUCGUUGCGAAGAGCAAAAAAGAUGCAUCAGCAGAGGAAGUUGAUGAUGGGCCAGUUGAGCGCAACUUCUCUACGAGAAAAGUUCUGUUUACAGAGCUUGGAGACUUAGGUAUCGAGUUUGCAAACGCGCCAGAUAAUUUUGGGCUAGUUAUCAGGCAGCUAAUUCCCCGAGACGAUGGUGUGGUCACUGCUGCUGAGCGCUGUGAGGAUUUGAAUGAGGGUGACUUACUUACCCGUGUGAAUGGCAACCCUGUAUUGGGUGCUGACGGUGCUGGAAGGUCGAAAGCAUUGAAGCUCUUGCAAGAAGAAGGACACAAACGCCCUCUUUCACUUGAGUUUUCAGAUCCCUAUUUGUUCCGGGCUUCUUUCAAAAAGCCUGAGGGCUCUGGAAUAGAGAUUGGAGGUCCCGAAGAACUCAAGCUUGAAGAAAAGAAAGUCGAAGGUACGAAGCGAGUCGCGUUGACUGGUUUCAAGCAGGUUGAUGGGAUCGCAGAAAAGAGCGGUAUUUUGUUGGGUGAUUAUUUGGUUUUUGUAAACGGUUGCUCCGUCGGAGCUGGUUGUCGAUGGCUUGGAGAGAGCUCGAAUCCAACCAUGGCAGAGGUCGAAGGAAUGAUCAAGGAUGCUUCAAAGUACCCGAUAGGGCUGACUUUUGCCCGCCCUUUGCGUGAUAGAGCCGAUAAUAAGGGCUGGUCAGCAAUGAUUAGUGGUGGUGGGCCAAAAUCCACUGCUAUCACGAUGGAAAACUCCGAGACGGUGUGCGUAGCGGCGGACGCACCCGAACAGCUCGGUCUGGUUCUCGAAACAGUCAAUGCAUCGGAUGUUGUCGUUAAGGACCUCGAAGGAGUACCCGGACCUUUCCAGUCCCUAGCAGCGAUAUUGAAAGAUCGGCAGACAAAGAAGCUUCAUCAAUCCAUAGACGCUGUAAAUGGAGAGUUUGUCCCAUCGUUUGCCACUCCACAGAUGGUAUUGAGUGCAAUGGAUAGGAGCUGGAAGUCACAAGGUUGUGUUGAAGUCAUGUUUUGUGACGAUCAGCGAAAAAUAUGGGUUCAAUCACUACAGUAA
Molecule: messenger RNA, 4263 nt
Organism: Cylindrotheca closterium
Lineage: Eukaryota; Bacillariophyta; Bacillariophyceae; Bacillariales; Bacillariaceae
Source: the annotation of a GenBank genome assembly